AUGGCUAUGAAAAGGGCAGCCGAGUCACAAGAUCAAAAGGAACAUCGACAAGAAUGCAACAGAUUAAGAGCAACUAUAAGAAGGAGGCAAGAGACCGAUGAUAUGAGGAAUUUCAGAAAAGAACAAGAUAGAAUGGGGAAGGCUAUUACUAGGGAACAAGAGUCACAAGAACAGAGGGAACAUAGACAAGAACAAGAUAGAAUGGGGAAGGCUAUUAGUAGGGAACAAGAGUCACAAGAACAGAGGGAACAUAGGCAGGAACAAGAUAGAAUGGGGAAGGCUAUUAGUAGGGAACAAGAGUCACAAGAACAGAGGGAACAUAGGCAGGAACAAGAUAGAAUGGGGAAGGCUAUUAGUAGGGAACAAGAGUCACAAGAACAGAGGGAACAUAGACAAGAACAAGAUAGAAUGGCAACGGCUAUUAGUAGGGAACAAGAGACAGAAGAACAAAGGGAACAUAGGCAAGAGCAAAAUAGAAUGGGAACUGCUAUUAGUAGGGAAAAAGAGACUCAAGAACAGAGGGAACAUAGGCAAGAACAAGAUAGAAUGGCAACGGCUAUUAGUAGGGAACAAGAGACUCAAGAACAGAGGGAACAUAGACAAGAACAAGAUAGAAUGGCAACGGCUAUUAGUAGGGAACAAGAGACAGAAGAACAAAGGGAACAUAGGCAAGAGCAAAAUAGAAUGGGAACUGCUAUUAGUAGGGAAAAAGAGACUCAAGAACAGAGGGAACAUAGGCAAGAACAAGAUAGAAUGGCAACGGCUAUUAGUAGGGAACAAGAGACUCAAGAACAGAGGGAACAUAGGCAAGAACAAGAUAGAAUGGCAACGGCUAUUAGUAGGGAACAAGAGUCACAACAACAGAGGGAACAUAGACAAGAACAAGAUAGAAUGGCAACGGCUAUUAGUAGGGAACAAGAGACUCAAGAACAGAGGGAACAUAGGGAAGAACAAGAUAGAAUGGCAACGGCUAUUAGUAGGGAACAAGAGUCACAAGAACAAAGGGAACAUAGGCAAGAACAAGAUAGAAUGGCAACGGCUAUUAGUAGGGAAAAGAGACUCACAGACAACAAGGGAACAUAG
Octopus sinensis (East Asian common octopus) is the source of this 1083-nucleotide messenger RNA. Its product is annotated as trichohyalin-like. The record is from RefSeq and is a predicted model, not a curated record. Lineage: Eukaryota; Metazoa; Mollusca; Cephalopoda; Octopoda; Octopodidae. Bases 1 to 1083 code for a protein of 360 amino acids. The transcript has a single exon.